Molecule: messenger RNA, 2688 nt
Organism: Linum trigynum
Lineage: Eukaryota; Viridiplantae; Streptophyta; Magnoliopsida; Malpighiales; Linaceae
Source: the annotation of a GenBank genome assembly
UUCUAAUUGCUUUUUGAUGACUAAUUUAUUUGGAAUUGAGGAUUUCCAUUUUCCUCAUGUAUUUUAUUAAAACUGGCACAACCGGCAUGAAUACUGGUUGUACCACGGUCAAACCAUUCCACUUACAAAACCGGCACACCGUCAUAAACCGGUUUGACAACCUUGAGUAUAUGACAUAGAGCGCAGCUCCGCUAACUAUGGGGUUCAAUUUAGCAACCACAUAAAUUUUCAAUGACUAAAAUGGAAAUUAGCCCAUAAGCCGUCGAUACGAUGCGUUUCAUCUUUGUAUUCGCUAUCGCUCCAGACUUCCAUUCCACCUUCGGCCUUAACCUUUGAUCAACGGCAAGCACAAGGCGUCGCCGGCUUUGCAGUCCUUCUUCGCAAUCAAAUUCCAGCCACCGCUGUUACUCCGUCGGAUUCCCAGAACCCGGGGGCGGAAGUCUACGCCGACACUCUCCUUUCCCCCUUUACCGUCACGGGAUUACUUCAAGUUCGACUGUCCAUUUGUCGUACGCAGGGACUAAGCAGGUAACUCGACUGAAUCUCUAUCUUCGUUUGCUGAGAUUUUCUUUCUUCUGCUGAAUCAGAACCCAAUUAGUGGACGUGAAUGCAGAUUGGCUGCCUCUCCGUUUUGAUUUUCAGCGAUCCGGAUGCCUUCUGGGCCGAUGGAUGUCUGAAAAUUUAGCUUAGGUUCAUGAAGUGCUCCAACAUUUUUGAGAGCUAGGGUUUGGGGUUUUAGGAUUUGCUUUUCCUGCUGUGGCUUCUUCUGCUUAAAUUGAAAUAGAUUUACGUUACAGUUUUGAGUUAGAAGAACUUAUUUGUGUGUCGGCUGAAAACUGAGAGGGGAUUGAUUAGCUCAUUAGCUCAGAAGAAGUGAACAAACCUGCUUGUUUUGCUAGUUGGGUUUUCUAGCUCAGGUUUCUGUGGCGUGGUAUUUUGAUGAUAGAACCCGUCUUCAGUGACAGCUCUACUUAGCUUCUGUUUCGUAUCGACCUCGUUGAAUUAUGUUGAGAGUGCUCAGUUUUAUGUCAGCAUUUGUCGUUGAUGUUUGGGUAGGCUUUGUAUGCAUUUUUUAAAAUGGUGACAUUUCCCUCAAGAUGUCCAUUUUCAUGAUGCAAUUUUAGCUUUUGAUAUAACUCCUAGGGCUAACUUCUUCUAUUUGAUCAAAUAAAGAACUAAGAAAGAUAUUUCUACCACAUGUUUCUGAAGUCUAAGUUGAUAGUUCAAGCGCUUCAAGAUAGCUUCACUGUUGGUCGACUCUGUGUGUAAUUGCUUUCAAAGUUCUGUAAGCGAGCUUUCCUAUUCCUUUUUCACCAGCUGGUUCGUUCUCUUGAUGCAACUUCAUUUGAAAAUGGCAGGCACAAAGAUGCAAGUCAUUCCUAGUGAAAACCCUCUCUCGGUUUCUGGUCCCAGGCCCAUGGAAUGGUCGACUGUUCCAUACGCUGGUCCUGGAGGACCUGCUUCCAACGGUAAAAACCGAACUUCAAGCUUGGAGUCACCCAUAAUGCUGCUUACUGGUCAUCAAAGUGCCAUCUACACUCUUAAAUUCAACCCCACCGGAGACCUCAUUGCAUCUGGUUCACACGACAAGGAGAUAUUCCUGUGGAAUGUCCACGGUGACUGCAAAAACUUCAUGGUCCUAAAGGGCCACAAAAAUGCAGUCCUCGAUCUCCACUGGACCACCGACGGAUCAAUGAUUAUAUCAGCCAGCCCCGACAAAACUGUCAGGGCAUGGGACAUCGAGACAGGGAAACAGAUCAAGAAAAUGGCCGAGCACUCGUCAUUCGUAAACUCGUGCUGUCCUUCCAGGCGUGGCCCGCCACUCCUCGUCAGUGGUUCUGAUGACGGGACAGCCAAGCUCUGGGACCUACGCCAGCGCGGUGCCAUCGGGACGUUCCCAGACAAGUACCAGAUCACGGCAGUGGGGUUCUCCGAUGCUUCGGACAAGAUAUUCACAGCUGGAAUCGACAACGAGGUGAAGGUGUGGGACAUCAGGAAGGGUGAAGUGACGAUGAAGCUCGAGGGGCACCAGGAUAUGAUCACGGGGAUGCAGCUGAGCCCCGACGGAUCUUAUCUCUUGACCAAUGGCAUGGAUAAUAAGCUGUGUAUUUGGGACAUGAGGCCUUAUGCGCCGCAGAAUCGGUGUGUGAAGAUUUUGGAAGGGCACCAGCACAACUUUGAGAAGAGUCUGCUGAAAUGUGGGUGGUCUCCUGAUGGAAGCAAGGUUACUGCUGGUAGUUCUGAUCGGAUGGUCUACAUAUGGGAUACUACCACUCGAAGGAUACUGUACAAGCUUCCUGGCCAUACUGGCUCGGUCAACGAGUGUGUCUUUCAUCCGACUGAACCGAUACUUGGGUCGUGCAGCAGCGACAAGCAGAUUUACCUUGGGGAGAUAUGAUUUAAGGGUAUCCACGAACUGUGCCAACCGCGAACCGUUGGAAGCAUCGUUUUUGGCCUUUGGGUGUAUGGGGUUAGUGACUUGUGCUGUAUCGUUUAGGUUUCUUGCAACCCGAGCUUGAAGUUUGAACCUUAGAUUUAAAGGCCUGUCUUUCCUUAGGGCAAUGUUCGUUCUAUUAUUUACUGAUGAUGUUUUCUGAUACUGCUGUGGGGUUUUUUUCAUCUUGUUCAUCCGCAUUGAACUGGAAAGUCCGGGACUGUUAAUAACUCGCAUAAAACUCCAGUGACUAU